GGGGCGUCGCUUCUGUUGCUCCCGCCCUCUCCAGUGUAUUGGGCGGUGCCUCGCCACUUUUUUUUUUUUCUCUCUCUCCUUUUUUCUGUCUCACCCUCUGGUCCCUCUAGCUCGGCCCUGUGCCUCUGCUUAGCACCCCGGCGCGGAUCCCUGGGUUGGUCUGGCCUGGGCCAUUGACGUCACCACUAAGUUUGCUGUCCUUUGCGUCCCACGUGUGGCGGUAGCGGGCAAGGAGGCUGCAGGGAGCUUCUAGGAGCACAGUGGCAGCGGCCGCUGACAGGUCCCCAACAGAGGGUCCACUCCAGGCAGCUCCCAGCUGGGGCCCCAGAGGAGUGGGUAGGUUCCGGAGUGCCUCAAGAGGUCAGAAGGCUGAGUUCUACUCAGACAGGGGGACUAAGGGAGCCUGGCUCCGUGCUGAGACCUUCUGAGCCGGGACUCUGAGUGCGCUCCUGGGAGGGCCAGGAGAGCAGAGCAGCCAGCGGCUGGGAAAACGGUCACUCGCUUUGUCCGGAGCGCACGAAGCUCUGCGGUCCGGCAACCAAGCGUCCCUUCCACUGGGACCUAGCCAAGGAUGCACUGUCGCUGUGCCUAAGGACCCUGCUGAGCCCAGCUCCUCCACCACCCCUGCCGCAGAGACUGCCUUGACCGGCGACUCUUGGGACCCAGAGCUCCGAGCCCCGCUAGGCUCAGGACUCCGUCACAUUUCAGACCCGAGACGAUGGUUUCUUAAGCACGGCCCCGAACCCAUUCCUGCCCCUUCGUCCGGAGCCCGGGACCCCAGAAGGGCUCGCGGCUUUUGGUCCCUGCUCCAGCUCUGACCGUCGCCCCGCGGGGCAGCUCUUGCGCACGCAGUGGCGCUGGGGAGAUGUGGCCGCAGGUCAGCGAGCAGGAUGGCAGGGCUCCCGGUGCAGUCCCGGCCUAGCAUGGCCCGCGCGUCGUCAGUCGCCUCUGGCUAGGAUGGCCCCCUCGGGCCCUGCCUGUGCCCAGCCCAGCCCGGCUGAGCCACUGUCGCGCAGCAUCUUCAGGAAGUUCUUGCUGAUGCUCUGCUCGCUACUCACUUCCCUCUACGUCUUCUACUGCCUGGCCGAGCGCUGCCAGCCCGGGUCAGGCCCCGUCGCUGGGGUCCCGGGGCGUGGAGUCCCUGCAGGACCGAGGGACCUGGCGGCGUGGCCCGCGGGGGCGCAAAGGAAGCGUCUCCUACAGCUGCGGCAGCGGCGGAGGCGCGGACGGCCCGGGCCAGACGACAGCAGCGACCAGGACGAGCAGAGCCCUGGGCUGGCCGCCGCUCCAGGAGGCUCCGGGGCGGGAAGCAGCCUGGUGGAGGCCCAGUCCGGGACCCUGGCCCUACUCCUGGACGAGGGCAGCAAGCAGCUGCCGCAGGCCAUCAUCAUUGGCGUGAAGAAGGGCGGCACGAGGGCGCUGCUGGAGUUCCUGCGCGUGCACCCCGACGUGCGCGCUGUGGGCGCUGAGCCCCACUUUUUCGACCGCAGCUACCACAAGGGCCUUGCCUGGUACCGAGACCUGAUGCCCAGAACUCUGGAGGGUCAGAUCACUAUGGAGAAGACGCCCAGCUACUUCGUGACCCGGGAGGCACCCGCGCGCAUCUCAGCCAUGUCCAAGGACACCAAGCUCAUCGUGGUGGUGCGCGACCCGGUGACCAGGGCCAUCUCAGACUACACGCAGACGCUGUCCAAGCGGCCAGACAUCCCCAGCUUCGAGAGCCUGACGUUCCGCAACCGCAGCGCGGGCCUUAUCGACACGUCCUGGAGCGCCAUCCAGAUCGGCCUGUAUGCCAAGCACCUGGAGCCCUGGCUGCGCCACUUCCCGCUAGGCCAGAUGCUCUUCGUGAGCGGGGAGCGGCUGGUCAGCGACCCAGCCGGUGAACUGCGCCGUGUGCAAGAUUUCCUGGGCCUCAAGCACAUCAUCACUGACAAGCACUUCUACUUCAACCAGACCAAGGGCUUCCCGUGCCUCAAGAAGGCAGAGGGCAGUGGCAAGCCGCACUGCCUGGGCAAGACCAAGGGUCGUGCGCAUCCUGUCAUUGCACGGGAGGUGCUGAGGCAGCUGCGUGACUUUUACCGGCCCUUCAACCGCAAGUUCUACCAGAUGACUGGCCGCGACUUUGGCUGGGAUGAAUAGCAAAUAUAAUUUAAAAAGAAAAAAUAUCAAAAUAUAAUAUAUUUUUUUACCAGUCGGUAGAGAAAAGACAUUUUAAUAUUUGUUUAUUAAGUAUGUGUUGCAGUAGUUUUUUUUCCUCUCUGUCCCUCUCUCCUGUCCCCAUGGGUAACCAGCAUCAAACUUGGUUAUAGCAGAAAAGGAGAUUUGUUUGUUUAUGUUCUGAACAUGUAUUAGCAAAUGAUAAACACCAGUCCCCACUAAGCCGAGUACGAAAAUUCCCAGGGUAAAGCUCCCUUUCGUUAGGUAUAGAAACCUGAUAGAAUUGAGACCUCCAUUUUCCUGCCUUUCUCCUGUGCCACUUUUUCUCUUAAGUCAUUUCUCAGUUAAUGAUACUCUGUCUAUGUACAGGGAAGAUUUCAAUUAAACUACUGCUGCAGGCGAGAAGUGCAUUUUAGAGACCAUCAUUUUCUGUUUUAGAGGUAAGGAAACCUGAGUCUCAGGGAGGUUAAACGACUUAUCUUAAAGCUGGAUGGUUGAUCCUGGACACAAUUCUGUCUGCCACUUUUCCUCUGUUUUAUGAUGGGACUGUUGGCUUGUGGAGUGGGGUGGGAUUGAGACACCUGGAGCCUUAGAAGCUCUGGAGUGACCCCAAAAGGGCAGAGAGGGCUUAUUACUGCAAUCCCAGUUGCAGGCUGGUCUAUGGAAAGCAGCCUCAUUACAUAGCUGUAUUCAUGCAGAUCACUGAGAUGGGGACACAAGCUCUCUGGGGAGCCCCUCUUGUCUCUUGGCUGAUCAAAGCAUUCAAAGUCAAGGAAACCUGACCCAUGGAUGGUCAUCUGAGUUCCAGGGGGAAUGACUGAAUUCUUCUAUUGAGGGGACAUGGGCCUAAACAUCCAGGAGUGUAGCAGAAUGCCACUUUCGUUGCUUUUGAAAGAAAAUCCCCCCUUUCUUUGUAGUAUCUCAUCUCUGACCUCAGUUAAGAACACCUUUCGGGCUCCCCCAGCUUUCACAGAUUGAGACCUGUCACUCAGUCAAUUUCCCUGCCUCCCCAUUUUUUCUCAUAUGAGUUAUAACUUAAAGCUCAUUAAUGACCGGAAAACAUCCUAAGAAACACAGUUGUGGGUGGAAUCCCACCCUUUCUUGCCCUUGUCCUGCCUAAAUGGCUCAAAUGAAUCAAUAGUUUAUUGAGAGUCCUCAGUCUCUGAGUGGGUACUAAUGAGAUUAGCAUUAAUGGGACCUAAAUUGCUUCAGUGAAAAGGAGCACAUAGGCACUGAACAUAUAAAGCAUUCAUAAUUACUCUGUCAGCAACAUUUUAUUACAGGUUUAAGACCAAGAAGAAAAUGUUUGCUAUGCCAUCAAUAUUUUCUUUAUCUACUAAAAUUUAAAGGGCCAGAUACUCUAGUACACUAAAAUAAUAGUCUGUUUUUCUCUGCUGUCAAACAAGAGAAGCUAAGCUGUUUUACAAUAUACUGGAUGCUGGUAAGUUUGUCGUAGGUCAUAGGACAUCCAUCACGGAUGUCCACGUCUCUAAAGAAAACAGGGUUUAAAGGAAGUGAAACAUCUUUUUAAUUUCUACAUGUUUUGUCAUCUUCAGGUUGUUUGUUAGUAUCCCGUUUGUGGGAGUUAAGCCCCAAACGCGGGUCCCUUUUUCCACUUGUCUCCCUCACUUGGGCACCCUCAGCGUUCAGCAUCACAGUCUGUUUUCAGUUGCUCUGAGUCUUCACCAGCAGCCACGAGAGACUCAUUUGAAGCUCUGCCCAUCUUUUAAUUUGUUCUGUUUGUGCCUCUGAAUCUUUUGUAGUCCUCUCUCUGCCUGUCAUUAUGCAAAAGCGGCUUGCACAAAACCAGAAUUGUAUCUAACAGCUGCACUCAGUAGCCUUCCUCUUUUCCCAUGGAAGAGAUAAUAAAAGAACAAAAUUGAGUGCAAACGA
Molecule: messenger RNA, 4050 nt
Organism: Mesocricetus auratus (golden hamster)
Lineage: Eukaryota; Metazoa; Chordata; Mammalia; Rodentia; Cricetidae
Gene: Hs3st3a1
Product: heparan sulfate-glucosamine 3-sulfotransferase 3A1
Exons: 2
Coding region: 958-2139 (393 amino acids)
Molecular function (GO): [heparan sulfate]-glucosamine 3-sulfotransferase activity
Source: RefSeq, a predicted model, not a curated record